AUGUCGUCUUGCUGUGUAACCGGAUUCAACUGGGAUGGAAAGCCAUCAGGCAAAGAAGAGAAAAUCGCUGGUCUCAACACCUACGUCGCCGGCAGCAACAGCGAUGUUGCCAUUCUCAUGAUCCACGAUGUCUUCGGCUGGACAUUCACCAACCUCCGACUCCUCGCCGACCACUUCGCCAAGGAGGUCAACGCAACCGUCUACCUCCCCGACUUCUUCGGCGGCGAAGUCAUCGAGCCCGCCAUGCUGUCCGACCCAGCGAAGCGCGGCCAGUUCGACCUCAUGGCCUUCAUCGGCCGCAACACCAAGGAGAUCCGCUACCCCGAGAUCGAGAAGACCGCAAGGGAGCUCAAAGAGAGCAAGGGGUACAAGAAGAUCGGCACCAUCGGAUACUGCUACGGCGGCUGGGCCGUGUUCCAGCUCGGCGCCAAGGGGAAGGGCUUGGUGGACUGCAUCAGUACGCCCCACCCUAGUCUGUUGACCAAGGAGGAGAUCGAUGCUGUUGGUGUGCCUGUGCAGAUUCUGGCACCAGAGCACGAUCCCCAGUACACCGCCGAGCUCAAGGAGCACAGCUUGAAGGUCAUCCCGACGCUCGGUGUCGACUUCGACUACCAGUACUUCCCCGGCAUCGCGCACGGCUUUGCUGCCAAGGGUGAUAAGAACGACCCCAAGCAGAAGGCUGCGCUGGAGAGGGCCAAGAACUCUGCUGUCGCUUGGUUUUCGCAGUACUUGCACUUGAAUGCGUAG
Molecule: messenger RNA, 747 nt
Organism: Anthostomella pinea
Lineage: Eukaryota; Fungi; Ascomycota; Sordariomycetes; Xylariales; Xylariaceae
Source: the annotation of a GenBank genome assembly